AUAAAAAAAGAAAAAAGAAAAAAGGGGGAGAGUCGUCAAAUGAAGCUUUUAGCCGCCAUUAAUCUUCCCCUUCUCUCUCAUCCCAUGUAUGCACAUAUACACAGCUAUAAUAGUAACUUAGUUUGUGCCAGAAUCAGACGAUACACGACCAUGGCGGCCUCAACCUCUGCUUACCAGAAGCUCCUAAGCGUUGGUACUAAGAUCGUCGCCGUCGGCCGCAACUACGCCGCUCACGCCAAGGAACUCGGCAACGCCGUCCCCAAGGAACCGGUGUUGUUUCUGAAGCCGACGUCGUCGUAUUUGGAAAAUGGAGGCACGAUCGAAAUUCCGCAUCCCUUGGAAUCGCUCGAUCAUGAGGUGGAGCUUGCCGUUGUGAUCGGUCAAAAAGCUCGCGAUGUUCCUGAGGCCACUGCUAUGGAUUAUGUUGGAGGUUAUGCACUUGCACUGGAUAUGACUGCAAGGGAAAUCCAGUCUUCUGCCAAGUCUGCAGGUCUUCCAUGGACUGUAGCUAAAGGACAGGAUACCUUCACACCAAUCAGUUCUGUUCUGUCCCCGGCGAUGGUGCCAGACCCUCACAACUUGGAAUUGUGGUUAAAGGUGGAUGGAGAAAUUCGGCAACAAGGGCCAACCUGUGACAUGAUUUUUAAGAUCCCAUUUCUUAUCAGCCACAUAAGUUCUAUCAUGACGCUUCUUGAAGGAGAUGUUAUUCUAACAGGCACUCCUCAAGGUGUUGGCCCUGUUAAAACAGGUCAAAAGAUAGACGCUGGUAUAACAGGUCUCUUGGAUGUGCAUUUCAAUGUUGAAAAACGCCAAAGACCCAAAAGUUGCUGAACUGACCACCUUAACUGCUUUUGUGAUAUUGUCAAGUGACCUUGCCUAGGACCUCUGGGUCCUACUUCUAGUCGACUCUCUGACAUAUUUCAUCAAGCUGUCGCUCUUAGGUGCUCCAAAUGAAGGUUUAAUUGUUAUUGUUUCUGACCUUGAACCAUUCUUGUGGAGUGAAAAUAAGUGGAAUAAUGAAAAACUCUGAAGAGCCUUGUAUCUGAAUCAUUUACUGAUCUUGAGAGAGUUUGUUGAGUGGUUAGUUAACAGGGUGAUCUCAAUUCUAUCCAAAAUGGGUAUAAGACAUACCAAUAACUUACUUUCUUUGACCUGGUUAUGGAUGGAGAGUCUUGUGCACGGGAUGCAAUCCAUAUAGUUUAAACUAUUUCUUCAUUCCUAGUAUUAUUAUG
This is a messenger RNA of Ilex paraguariensis (yerba mate), 1232 nucleotides long. The record is from the annotation of a GenBank genome assembly. Lineage: Eukaryota; Viridiplantae; Streptophyta; Magnoliopsida; Aquifoliales; Aquifoliaceae.